CAACUGACGUAACACGACAUAGAAGCAUGGCUUCCGGCUGUACCAAAAAACUCAAAGUCGUGAAAAUAAUGUUUAAUAAAUUAAAACAGGUUAAUUCUCUUGCAGGAACAUGCAUCCCUUUACUGCAUCAUCAGAGAGCUUACAAAACAGAUACAAAGGUUAAAGUUGUCCUUCCUCGACCAUUGAAAAUUGAUAGAAUAUAUGAAGAGAAAGUCGUAUCUGAUCAAACUGAAAAACCAUUGGCAAAAGAAGUGGAGCUGGCUGAUUUCAGACCAAAAGUGAAUGUUUAUGAAAGUCAACACAAUGACACACCUGAAGAUAAGGCCUUGAAACAUCCAGAUUUUUUCAAAGUGAGAGAAAUGGUCGAUAUACAUGCAUUGUACAAGAACAGAGUUUACUUUGGUCAUCAUCAAGGCUGCCGACAUCCUUUUAUGGUACCCUUUCUCUACGGAGUCCGCCAAGACACGGAUAUAAUUGAUAUAGAUAAAACUUUACCCCGUUUACACUUGGCCCUGAAUUUUAUUGCCCAUACAGUGUACAGAGGAGGGAUUGUGUUGUUUGUGUCGAGAAAUGCACAGCACAUGCCUCUGGUAGAAAAAACUGCUCAGAAUUGUGGGGAAUACUCUCAUUGUCGCUUCUGGAAAGGGGGUCUUCUGACCAACAUUGAAAGACUAUUUAGCAAUCUGACGAGGUAUCCUGAUGUUGUGAUAUUUGUCCACACACAGAACAGCAUUGGUAAUGAACACACUGCUGUGACGGAGUGUGGGAAAAUGCUAAUCCCGACCGUCGGAAUCGUAGACUCGAACUGUAAUCCAACAUUCAUUACCUAUCCCAUUCCUGGGAACGAUGAUUCGCCUGAUGCGGUGAAACUGUACUGUAAACUGUUCGAGCAAACCAUUUUACGUGCCAAAGAAUACAGGAAGAGAGAUAUGCUGGAAUCUGUUGAUAAAAGUCAAGCUGAAGGAAAGGUUGUUGGUGAGGAAAGUAGUAAAUCUAUGAAAAUGAAACAUUGAUAUUGAAAGAUUUCUACUUGGAAAAAUUAACCAUAUUUUUUCUCUCUCAAAUCUGGCUUUCUUUUUAAGUCGAUCACAAGAGGUAUAAGCUCAAGUGAGCUUUACUGAUCACUAGUUGUCCAGUGUCUAUCUGUUUGUCCAUCCGACCAUGCUUUUAUUAGAGGCCCAUGAGUUAAAAAAUUUGCCAAAUUCAAUCUUAUGAGUUACUAAAGAAUUCGAAGUUAAGAUCAUAAUUUUUGCCUGCCAAUUUGCUCAAUUACAGUAUAUGAGGUAUAUUUCAGAUAGGAAACUGACUCAGAAAUCAUAGAUGUGUCAUUUGUCCAUUGCUAUUGACUAGUUUUAUGAGUUAAAAUUGAUUGCCCAGUCCCAGUUAGGAGUUUUAAACUUUUAAAUCAUGGAUGUGUCAUUUGUGGACUAGUUUUACAAGUUGAAAUAAUUGCCUGUUGCCAUCUUAGGUUAUCUGUCUGUCUGUCCUAAGACUUCACACAUUUUCGACUUCUCCAGAACCACAAGGUCACUUUCAACCAAUGUUGUCAUAAAGGGGAUUCAAAAUUGUUCAAAUGAAGGGUCAUGCUCUUUUGAAUGAGAAAUAAUUAAGAAAUAUUGAAAAUAUGUUAACAUCUUUUAAAAAUCUUCCCUAGAAACACAGGACCAGGAAAGACAAAAGUUAUAUAUAUAAGGACUACAUAAAAAGAAACCUUUUCUCUAGAGAAAGAGUAUGGUGUUUUUAGUCAUAUUGAUAUGCAAGCAUCCACAGAUAGUUCAGAUUAAAGUUCAAAUCAUGGCUCCAGAGGUAAGAUGAGGUCUUAAUAGGGGAUCAAAGUUUUAAAAGGUAACAUGGGGGGGGGGGGGGUCUUCUCAAUACCAACAGGGUCAGUCAUAUUAAUAUGCAAGCAUGGAAGGUAGGGUGGGGCUACAAGGGAAUGUCAAUAUAUUAUUUCAUGAUCAGCAGGUUCAUGAUUAUAUUCAUAGUGCAGGUUCAUAUUAAGUAAUAUUAAUAUGCAAGCACCCUCAAGUACUGCAGAUGGAAUUUUCUUCAGAUCAUGGGAGGGUGGGUGGGUGUAGGAGAAUGGGGCCUCAAUAAGGGAUUGAAGUUUGAGUUUGAAAUAACAAAAAUAUAUCUAUAUACAGUAAUCUUAUCAAAAACCCACGAUUAGACACAUGUAAUAUGCAAGCAUUCCAAUGUAGUGCAGGUAAAGUUGGACAUAAAUUAAGAUUCAAAGUUUUAUAUGGAAAAGUAUAGGAAAUUGAGAUAAGAGUAACAAUAUGCAAACAUUCCUAAAUUGGUGUGAAUUUAAAAAAAAUCAUUAGUUACCCUAGGGUUAGGGUAAGGCUAAAAGUUAAAAACCCUCUAAAGAAAAUCAGGGUUAAGGUGACUUAGGUGAGCAUUGUGGUCCAUGGGUCUCUUGUUUCAAUGUGUUUCGCUUAUCAUUGUGUUUCAACAAGAUUAUUGCAGUGAGUAGUAAGUACAUGUACAUGUUUUGAAAACUUAGAUGUAUUUCUUAUAUCAUAUGUAUCUGUAAAUAUGUAAUCAGGUAUUAAAUGAUAUAAAUAUUA
Molecule: messenger RNA, 2570 nt
Organism: Ostrea edulis (European flat oyster)
Lineage: Eukaryota; Metazoa; Mollusca; Bivalvia; Ostreida; Ostreidae
Product: 28S ribosomal protein S2, mitochondrial-like
Exons: 3
Coding region: 27-1013 (328 amino acids)
Biological process (GO): translation
Cellular component (GO): mitochondrial small ribosomal subunit; ribosome
Molecular function (GO): structural constituent of ribosome
Source: RefSeq, a predicted model, not a curated record